Quercus lobata is the source of this 2302-nucleotide messenger RNA. RefSeq names its product SMAD/FHA domain-containing protein. The record is from RefSeq and is a predicted model, not a curated record. The transcript is spliced from 2 exons. Bases 637 to 1920 code for a protein of 427 amino acids. Gene Ontology annotation, molecular function: protein binding. NCBI's taxonomy places the organism in Eukaryota, Viridiplantae, Streptophyta, Magnoliopsida, Fagales, Fagaceae.
UUCCUAAACUCCAUACCAUAUUUAACACCUCAUCUCUCUCCCUCUCUCUCUAAAGCCCAGAGCCAGAGGAGCCCGUUAAAACUUCAGAAACCCUAUUCAAUUUCAAGGUAAAAACCAUUAACCCCACAAAAAAAAAAUACAAUCUUAUUAGUAUUUGUAUAACAACAUUUAUAUUUCUUAAUCUUGAAUCAUAGUUUAGAUCAAAAAAUCUUGAAACAAAUUUCAAUACAAGUAAACCCUUUGCUUUUUUCGAAUCAAAAAAAAAAAAAAAACCCUUUGCUUUGCGUUUUGUCCUAUUCUUAUUCUUCCUUUUUUUUUUUUUUUUUUUUUUUGAAAUUAAUUUUAUUAUUUAGUUUUUGCUUUUAUACCUUUCUUUCUCAACAUUGUAAUCUGGUUGAAUAGUUGAAUCCUAGUUGACACUCAUAUAUAAUCAUCCACUUGAAGCUCGAGCUAAGUUACUUGUUGAAUUUUGAGGUUUUGGGUCUGUAUAUAGCAUGGAUUGGAGUUUUGAAUUUAUGGGUUUUGUGGUGUUUUAGAUACUAAGGCUGAAAUUGCAUCUGGGUUCAAUUGUGUUUGUAAUAUUGUGGGGGGUUUAUCAAAUUACUAGGGAAUUUAGAAAAGGAAAAGAUAAAAAAAAUGUAUGGAAGGGCUGGUCUUGAUCGAUUCAAGAAAGCUGAAACCUUGGAACCAUUCUCAGUGAGUGUUAAUUCAGCUUACAAGCCCAAUACCCAGUCUGUAUCCAAACCAGCUUCUUCCACUUCCCCAGUUUCAAAUACCCACUUGCAAAAAAAUGCCCAAAACCAGCACCAGCAACAAUCCCAUGUUUCUAAUAGGCCGGCAGUGCCGGAGGCGGCACCCUUGGUAGGGCAGAAUCAGCAGGUGACUCAGAUUGGAGGGGGGGAAUCAACUUGGCAACCGCCUGACUGGGCGAUUGAGCCUCGGGCAGGAGUUUAUUUUCUUGAGGUUUUGAAGGAUGGGGUGGUUCUUGAUAAGAUUAAUCUAGAUAGACGGCGACAAAUCUUCGGGAGGCAGGUUCAUAAUUGUGAUUUUGUGCUUGAUCAUCAGUCUGUUUCGCGCCAGCAUGCUGCAGUCAUUCCUCACAAGAAUGGGAGCAUAUAUGUAAUUGACUUGGGAUCUGCUCAUGGUACAUUUGUUGCGAAUGAGCGCUUGACUAAAGAUAGCCCUGUUGAGUUAGAAGUGGGACAGUCUUUGCGGUUUGCUGCAUCAACAAGAAUUUAUAUCUUGAGAAAGAAUGAAGCAGCUCUUUUUCCUCGUCCUCCACCUAAAGAGCUCAAUUUGCCGCCACCUCCUGAUCCAUCUGAUGAAGAAGCUGUUGUGGCUUAUAACACACAGCUAAAUCGUUAUGGUCUGAGCAAGCUUAACCUACCGUCAAAAUCCACCAAGUCUGGUAGCUCAAAAGGUGGAAGAGAUGACAGCCACCAGUCGGAGAGAUCUACUAAGAGAAUGAGGAAGCUGAGAGUAGCCUUCAGGGAUCAAGCUGGGGGAGAGUUGGUUGAAGUCGUUGGGGUUUCAGAUGGUGCUGAUGUAGAAACAGAACCUGGUCCGUUAGAUGUGAAAGAAGGAAGUCUUGUUGGAAAAUAUGAACACCUUAUACAGACUACAGUAAUACCUAGAGGAAAGCAACAGUCCUCCAUGAAGGAAGAUACUACUUCCCAAAAAGGUGUGACCAAUAAACUACAGGAAGUCUUAAAUAAGGUCAAAACCACUUCAAAAGGUGGAAUUUAUGAUGAUCUCUAUGGGGAAUCAUUUUCUGGAAAACUAGGUUCUUCCUGGGCUUAUCCAUCUGUUAGUUCUGGUGAUAGACCAGCUUCUCCAACAAAAGAUGCCCAAGGAUGGACAUCGAGUGUAAGCUCAAGUAAUGUUGAUGAAGAAAAUGAUGAUGAUUUAUUUGGUGACUAACUGAAGUGGGCAGACUAGGCAGUGGAAGGAUUGUGUUAUUUUCCUGUAUGUGAGUUUGAUAAUAUGAUUGGAAGUUGAGAAGCAGUAACUUUUGGAAAUUAUUUGAAACUGCUUCCCUUGAAAAUGGGUGAUAUAUGGUGAAUUCAUUAACAAUUUUUUUUUUUUGUAAUUGCAUGCCCCACCAAGGGUCUAUAAUCCUCCAAUCCAGUUAUAACCCAAGACUUUAACCUGUGUUAUCCUAGAGGAGGCCAAAAGGAAUUUAAUUAUGACUGAUUUUCAGCAGGUCAAGUUAUUCCUUUUAUAUUUUGUGUCACGUGUAAACCUGGACUAAUGUGCUUGUGUUGGCCUAACAACAAUGAAGAUCAUGUUCACAGACUGCAAA